ACAUCACAUCGCUCAUAAGUUCCUUCACCGUGUAAAUUGUGAAUUUUACAAGAAAAUACUUGUUUCAAGUUUUUCCCAGCAUCGCCGUUUGUGUGCCAACAAUGAACGACAGCUUUGGUGCCGGUGGAUUCAACGCCACAGCCGGAGGCAGUGGGGGCGGUGCCGUACAGGAGAACAAAGCCGAAGGUAUCCUGCCGCUAACCAUCCGGCACAUCAUGGAAUCAUCGGACAACGGCGUGCAGCUGUUCGGUAUGCAGUACAGCAUGGUAACGUUUAUGGCGAUCGUCCGCAGCAUUGACCACUCGUCCACUAAAAUCACCUACCGGCUGGAGGAUCACACCGGUCAGAUCGAUGCGCAUCUCUGGCUGGAGGAAGGCGAUUCCGUCAAGACGCCCGGCAUCGGAACGGACGGCUAUGCGCGGGUUAUCGGUUCCGUUCGGAACCAGGGCGGUAGCAAGGUGAUUAUGAUUUUUAAAAUCAAUCAAGUUUCCUCGCCGAAUGAAGUGACCACACAUCUGCUGGAGGUGUUGAAUGCUCGCUUCAAGAGUGAGGAGUACGCGAAGGGAUCGGCUGGUGGAGCUGGGUUUGGCGGAGCGGGAGAACAGACUGCCGCUUCCAGCGGUGGGUUUAUGGAGACCGACGGCAAUGCGUUGGGGCUUACGGGUAAAAAUUUGGUGGUGUAUAAAGCUAUCAAAAGUCACAUUUCCGACACCGGAAUCAGCCGUCAGGAGUUGCAGAAGAAGUUUACUCACAUCAGUGCAUCGGAGAUGCAGAGCAUCACCGAUUACAUGACACAGGAAGGCAUUAUCUACACCAGCAUUGAUUCCGAUCACUUCCUUUGUGUGGAUGCGUAGCGGUAUUCCAUCGUGAGAUAGGUUUCGAAGCAUUUAUAAUGUCUAUUGGUGUAUUUUAUUAUUAUACGUUAUCAAGUAAUUGUUUCUUUGCAUU
Sabethes cyaneus is the source of this 948-nucleotide messenger RNA. RefSeq names its product replication protein A 32 kDa subunit (gene RPA2). The record is from RefSeq and is a predicted model, not a curated record. Gene Ontology annotation, cellular component: site of double-strand break; nucleus; DNA replication factor A complex. Gene Ontology annotation, molecular function: DNA binding. Lineage: Eukaryota; Metazoa; Arthropoda; Insecta; Diptera; Culicidae. The coding region runs from base 102 to 854 and encodes 250 amino acids. The transcript has 3 exons. Gene Ontology annotation, biological process: DNA replication; nucleotide-excision repair; double-strand break repair via homologous recombination.